AUGUCAUCAUCAACAAUAUUACAGGAUUGUAACAAUAAUUGUAAAUUCAUAUUUCCAUACUUCAUAAUAGAACAAGAAACCAAAUCCAAUUUACACAUAAGAACAUUUGUUCAAUUAGCUGAAGCUUUAAAUCGUAUCUUAGUAUUACCAAAUGUUGGCUCAUCAAGAUCCAGAGCAUGUUUACCCUUUUCAGCUUCUUUUUAUUAUAAUUUAAACUCAUUGCAUGAAAUGUUUCCGAAUGCAAAAUUCAUUGUUCAAAAAGAAUAUGAAUUAUGGCUUGGAAAUCAAUCAGAUUAUAAAAAUAUUAUUAGUGAACACAUUUCGUUUACAAGUUCUCCAAACAUUGAUGAGGGUGGUUAUGAAGAACUAAAACAACAAAGCCAACAAAAUAGAUAUUAUAGAAGUUAUACAAUUGCAAAAAAUUCUUCUAGUCCUUAUUAUAGAAAUCAGAUUGACAUGAUGAAAUCUGAAUGUGAAUAUGAUUUCAAAACAAAUGUAACAAAAUUUAAAGAAAUUCGUAUUUUAAAAAAUGGAUUUCUAAGAAAUUCAUUAGAACAACGUAAAAAUUUUUCUGAAUUCUUGAUUGAAGAUUUGAAAUCAGAUUCACAAAUACUAUUUAUUUUUUCUAAACUGCAACAACCAGGUUUCCCAAACAUGUAUAAACCAAUUCCUUAUGCAGAUCAUAUAGUGUAUGAAGCUUCAAAAAUCAUCAAUCAGCUUGAUUCAUCAUAUAUUGCAAUACAUUGGAGAAUGGAAGAAGUAAUACCCAAAAAUCUGCCAAAUUGUGCCAGAGAAUUAGUUAAAACAAUACAAAAAAUAAAAGAAAAUACUGGAAUAAAUAAUGUCUAUUUAGCAACUGAUUUCCCCUUAACUUACAACAAAAAUGGCAGUAUAAUUAUAAGUAAAAAUGUUCUUGAAAUUGAACCACAAUCUGGCACUUUUCAUGUUAUUACAAUUUUUCACGUUAAAGCAAUGGAGAUACUAGCUUCUUCAAUAAAAGACAUCAAAACUUGGAAAUCUUUAAAUGCUUUUGGAUAUUUAAAAUAUAUUGGAAAAGAAGAGGAAAAUAAAGAAAAUCUUUUGUUUAAUGAAUUACAAGGUCCAGGUGUACAAGGAAUAUUAGAUAAAAUAAUUUGUAUAAAUUCAAAUUAUUUCUUGAGUGGACCAAAAGGUUGCUGUAGAUCACAAUCUACUUUUACAAAACAAAUUGCAGAUUCAAGAAAACAAUUGUUGAUUGAAGGAAAUAUAAACAUAUUAAAUGAUAUUACAAGGUGGAAAUUUACUAAUUAA
This is a messenger RNA of Entrophospora candida, 1290 nucleotides long. The record is from the annotation of a GenBank genome assembly. Lineage: Eukaryota; Fungi; Glomeromycota; Glomeromycetes; Entrophosporales; Entrophosporaceae.